AUGGAGCUUUCCGCAGAGGUGGGACAAAGUGGUGGUGGGAGUUCCGUACACUCGACCUAUGUACAGGACGACCGACCUCUCGCACCACCGCCCAUUCAUGUCGCCAUUCCAAUGGAUGGGGCAGAGGAGGGCGAGGAGGAGUUGGACGAGGAUUACAUGGCGGACAGUGCAGACAGUGACUCGUCCGAUGGUGGGGAUGAGGAUGAGUGUAUUCUGGAGACACCUGUCCAAACUGUGGUGCGCCAUGUCCUAUCUCCACCUCACCCAAUUCCGCCACUAUCGGCAGUGCCAACUCACUAUCACAUUCUAGAUCUGGACGCCAUGCAUGAGAGGACUCCAUUUCCUAACACGGGUGAAGAGGAUUACAACCUAGACGGCGGUGUAGAGUUUCGGGUCGGCCACAAGUUUAGAAGCCGAGAGGCAGUGCUUCAGGAUGUGAAAAAUUACAAUAUUCACAUGAGUGCGGAGUACCGAGUGAUCGAAUCGAACCGGUUAAAUUACCAGGUGCAGUGCCGUCAAGUUGAGAAUGGGUGUCAAUGGAGCUUCCGUGUGGCCCUUCGGAAGGUUCGGAGGGUUGGUGGAGUGCACAGUUGUCUAGCACCCACCAUGUCUCAAGACCAUUGUCAGUUAGACAGCAGUCUGAUAUGCAAGGUCAUCUUACCGUUGAUUCAGUCCAACCCCUUUAUAAGCAUUCCGGUUUUGCAAGGUGCAAUCCAAGCAAGCUAUCACUUCAAACCAUCCUACAAAAAGGUGUGGAUGGCCAAGCAGAAGAUAAUUGUACAGAUAUACCGGGAUUGGGAAGAGUCAUACAAUAAGGUGUCGAAGCUGCUUCAGGCACUGCAGAGCUGUUUUCCUGGUACCAUUUGUUACCUACGCGUCAAAUCGUUCUACGAUGGACACCUCCUGGUACGCGAAUGCAGUAUAUUCAACAAGGUAUUUUGGGUUUUUCCGUCAUGUGUUGAGACCUUCAAGCAUUGCAAUUCCUUUGUCUCUGUAAACGAUAUGCAUCUGUAUGGCAGGUACGGUAGAGUGUUGCUUAUUGCGGUGGCGCAAGAUGGGAAUAGCAACAUCCUGCCUAUUGCUUUUGCCAUUGUGGAGUCCGAGAGCACCGAGUCAUGGUCGUUCUUCCUUACUAAUCUGAGAUGCCACAUCACCCAACAAGACGGCCUGCUGGUUAUCUCCAACAGAUCUCAGGCCAUAAAGGCCGCGCUAAGCUCCGAUGAUAGUGGUUGGCAUCUCCCAAGAGCCUUCCAUGCUUACUGCAUCUGA
Molecule: messenger RNA, 1269 nt
Organism: Arachis duranensis
Lineage: Eukaryota; Viridiplantae; Streptophyta; Magnoliopsida; Fabales; Fabaceae
Exons: 2
Coding region: 1-1269 (422 amino acids)
Source: RefSeq, a predicted model, not a curated record